AUGCGUUCUGAGGGAGUGCAAAUGUUUCCGCCCUCGGCGAUGCCGCUGCGAAAGACGCAGAUGGUGCAAUUCGGCAUUCUCUCGCCAGAGGAUACGAAAGCCAUGUCUGUCGUCAAAGUGGAGCAUCCCGAGUUUUAUGAAAGUGAAAACAACCCCAAAACUGGCGGUCUACUGGAUAGACGGCUAGGAACCACUGAUAGGAACUUCAGAUGUGCUACCUGUGGCGAGAACAUGACAGAUUGUCCCGGUCACUUUGGCCACAUUGAUCUUGCCAAGCCCGUGUAUCACGCUGGCUUCAUCAGCAAGAUCAAAAAGAUCUUGGAAUGCGUGUGCUUUCAUUGCGGCAAGCUAAAGCGGUUUCGCCAGGCAAGGAUCAUUAAAGACAAAAAGCGGCGAUUUCAUGCGGUGUGGGAGAUUUGCAAGACCAAAAUGGUGUGCGAGGGCAGCGAUACUGCUCCAGACGAUGAUGACAUGAUGGACAUGGAGGAUCCCUACAAGUCAAAGCCCACUCAUGGAGGCUGCGGCGGAAGGCAGCCCAUUUUCAAAAAAGAGGGGCCGUUGCAGCUAGCUACGUACUGGAAAGCCACCAAGGAUGAGGAAAGCGGCCAAGAACCGAAAACUGAACCGUUGACGGCGGAAAAGGUCCAUCAGCUUUUCCAGAAGAUCAGCGAGGAUGAUUGUAUGAGCUUGGGGUUAAAUCCAGACUGGGCUCGACCAGAGUGGAUGAUUAUCACUGUACUUCCUGUUCCACCGAUGGCAGUUCGACCGGCUGUCAGCAUGGAUGGUGUGGCGACAAAUCAGGAUGAUUUGACACAUAAAUUGCGUGAUAUCGUCCUGGCAAAUAGCUUUCUGCGGAAGCACGAGACGGAAGGAUCACCAGCACAUGUCAUAAACGAGUUUGAAAAGCUACUGCAGUAUCACAUCGCCACUUACAUGGAUAAUGACAUCGCCGGGCUUCCUCCGUCUUUACAAAAGUCUGGGCGACCGUUGAAAUCCAUUCGAGCUCGUCUAAAAGGAAAGGAAGGUCGUUUACGUGGAAACUUGAUGGGGAAACGUGUAGAUUUCUCAGCUCGUACUGUCAUCACUGGUGACCCCAAUCUUUCGAUUGACGAGGUUGGGGUACCCCGGAGCAUUGCCCGCAACUUGACUUUCCCCGAGACAGUCACGCCGUACAAUAUUCACCGUUUGCAGGAGAUGGUACGAAAGGGACCUUUAGAACAUGGGGGGGCCAAAUACGUCAUCAAAGAUGAUGGCCAACGAAUCGACCUACGGUAUAAUCGCCGUGGUGGAGAUAUUCAUCUUCAAAACGGCUAUCGCGUGGAACGGCAUUUGAUGGAUAACGAUAUUGUCAUUUUCAACCGUCAGCCGUCACUACACAAAAUGAGUAUGAUGGGCCACAGAGUAAAGGUUAUGCCUUACUCCACCUUCCGUCUGAAUCUGUCGGUAACAAGUCCGUAUAACGCCGAUUUCGAUGGAGAUGAGAUGAACUUACACGUGCCGCAGUCGUAUGAGACAAAAGCCGAGCUGAUGGAGCUUUGCAUGGUACCAAAGCAAAUUGUAUCACCGCAAAAAAACGCACCUGUUAUGGGAAUCGUUCAGGAUACGCUUUGUGGUAUCCGUAAAUUCACAAAGCGCGAUACCUUUCUACGGCGGGACUUUGUCAUGAACCUUUUGAUGUGGGUACCGGAUUGGGAUGGAACAGUUCCUCAGCCGGCCAUUCUUAAGCCGGUACCUUUGUGGACUGGAAAGCAAAUCAUGAGUUUGGUCAUCCCACCUAAAAUCAACGUCACUGGAUACCACUCUGCAUUUGAUGAGCAAACUGAUAAAGAUGACGGAAGCUCGAGUGAUUGUAAGGUCCUGAUUGAAAACGGGGAGUUGCUCACCGGCAUUCUUUGUAAGAAGACGGUGGGUAGUUCUGCGAAUGGUAUCAUUCACGUCACAAUGAAUGAGCAUGGACCGGAGGCGGCAAAGGCGUUUUUCAAUGGGACUCAAUUGGUUGUUAACCAUUGGCUACUGCAAAACGGAUUCUCUAUUGGUAUUGGUGACACCAUCGCAGAUCGGCCGACAUCUGAUCAGAUUACCUCAACUAUCUCGAAUGCGAAGAAGGAGGUGACCAAAAUCAUUGAGAAAGCUCAAUCUGAUAAACUUGAAGGUUUGCCUGGUAUGACGAUCCGUGAGAGUUUCGAGUCCUUAGUCAACAAGGAGCUCAAUCGUGCCCGUGACAACGCGGGUAAGAGCGCUCAGGCCUCUCUCAAAGAAUACAAUAAUGUGAAGCAGAUGGUGGUUGCCGGAUCCAAAGGAUCGUACAUCAACAUUUCGCAAAUGUCAGCUUGUGUCGGACAGCAAAACGUUGAAGGAAAGCGUAUACCAUUUGGGUUCAAGUAUCGUUCAUUGCCGCACUUUACAAAGGACGAUCAUACGCCCGAAAGUCGAGGUUUUGUUGAAAACUCAUACUUGAGGGGUCUGACACCGCAAGAGUUUUUCUUCCAUGCCAUGGGUGGACGUGAAGGUUUGAUCGACACGGCCGUGAAGACUGCAGAAACUGGGUAUAUUCAACGCCGUCUUGUGAAAGCACUGGAGGAUUUGAUGGCACAGUAUGAUGGCACGGUUCGGAAUGCAUUAGGUGAAAUUGUUCAAUUUUGUUACGGAGAAGACGGCAUGGACGGAGCAAAGGUGGAAAAGCAGAGCCUGGACACCAUGAAGAUAUCUGACCAGCAGUUCCGCAGCAAGUACAAGGUUGAUGUCGCUGAUGGUCCGCAUGGAUGGAAACCGAAUACGCUGGACUUCCGUAUUUCCGAAGAGCUGAUCAAAAGCGAAGCGCAGGCACGGUUUGACGCCGAGUUUGAACAGCUUGAGGAAGACCGCCGCAUUCUUCGACAACAGAUUUUCCGUGACAAUAGUACCACUACAUGGCCAUUGCCGCUGAAUAUUCGUCGGAUGAUAUGGAAUGCGCAGAAUGCCUUCAAAGUUGAUCGCAAUAAACCCACGGGCCUGCAUCCUGUCAAGGUUAUGGACAGUGUUCAGGAUCUCUUGCAAAAGCUGAUCGUCGUUCGCGGAAAUGAUGAUCUCAGUAGAGAAGGGCAAGAGAAUGCCACACUUUUGUUUCAGAUCCUUAUUCGAAGCACGUUGGCGUCCCGACGUGUCAUCGAAGAGUUCCAUCUGAACCCCGAAGCCUUUGAUUGGAUAAUCAAUGAAAUCCACACUCGCUUCAAUCAAUGCAUCGUCAACCCGGGUGAAAUGGUUGGAGUUCUUGCCGCACAAUCCAUCGGAGAGCCAGCAACGCAGAUGACCUUGAACACGUUUCACUUUGCUGGUGUCAGUUCCAAAAACGUGACGCUAGGUGUACCUCGAUUGAAGGAAAUCAUCAACGUUGCUAAGAAUAUAAAGACCCCAAGUGUGUCUGUAUUCUUGGAUGCAGAUUAUCGUACGUCUGUUGACCGAGCGAAACGGAUUCAAAGUACACUCCCACAUACCACUUUGAUGAGCCUUACGGCGGAGACGGAGAUUUGGUACGAUCCGGACCCACUGAAUUCGGUCAUUGAAGGAGAUCGUAUUAUAAUGCAGCCUUAUGGUGACAUGGAGGACGAUGAUUUCAGCAGAUACUCACCGUGGGUGUUGCGCAUUAAGUUGGAUUUCAGACGAAAGCUCGAUAAGGGAUUGAGUCUCGAAGCCAUCUGUGCCCGUAUUAUGGAUGAGUUCCAAGGCGAUUUGAAGUGUUGGUGUUCUGAUGACAACGCGGAGGAGUUGGUCAUUCUUGCGCGUAUCGUGAGCGAGGCAAAACAGGGGGAGGAGGAUGAUGAUAGCAAACUGGAUGAAGACCAGUUCUUGAAGAAAGUUGAAGAGAAUAUGCUAACGCAAAUUACUCUGGCUGGUGUCCCUGGUAUCCAACGAGCUUUCAUUUCUGAAUUCAACCGGCCUACCUAUGAUCACGACGGACGACUUAAUGCAAACGGAGAGAAAGAAUGGUUCCUUGAGACGGACGGGACAGCAUUGGCUGCCGUGCUCGCUCAUGAUGGAGUUGAUGCCCAAAGAACGUACUCCAACUUCACUGUUGAGAUCAACGAUGUGUUUGGCAUCGAAGCGACUCGUGCGGCAGUGUUGAAAGAAGUGCGUAAGGUCAUCGAGUUCGACGGUUCCUACGUCAACUAUCGGCAUUUGGCGCUGCUUUGCGAUAUUAUGACGCAACGUGGUCACUUGAUGGCUAUCACACGCCAUGGUAUCAACCGAACGGAAGCUGGAGCGUUGGCCAGAUCUUCAUUCGAAGAGACGGUCGAGUUACUCAUUGAAGCAGCUGGCAUGGGUGAAGUUGAUGACUGUAAGGGUGUGUCGGAGAAUAUCAUUCUUGGACAGUUGGCACCUAUGGGAACUGGAUAUGUUGACGUUAUCUUGGACGAGGACAUGUUGAAAAAGGCGCCCUCCAUCAUGGACCCUAUGCGAGACCAUCAUGCGAUGGAUAUUGGUUUCCAGGCAGGCUUUAUGAGUCCGGCGCAUACUCCGUACUUGGAUCGAAGUCCAAUGCCAAUGACUCCAGCGGGUGGCUAUUCCCCACUUGGACCUGUGGUUUUCUCACCUUACGGGGUGGAUUCCGAUGGUGGCAAGCCUUGGAGCGGACCCGGUGGACCUAGAUUCUCGCCAUCGUACAGUCCGCAGAGUCCUGGGUACAGUCCAUCGUCACCUGGUUACUCGCCGACGUCGCCAAGCUUCUCGCCCACCAGUCCGAGCUACAGUCCGACAAGUCCGAGCUACAGCCCAACGAGUCCGAGUUACUCACCGACCAGUCCGAGCUAUAGCCCUACAUCGCCCAGUUAUAGUCCGACAAGCCCGAGCUACUCGCCGACGUCACCCAGCUAUUCGCCAACUAGCCCCAGUUACAGUCCGACAAGUCCUAGUUAUUCGCCGACUAGCCCGAGUUAUAGUCCUACGUCGCCGAGUUACUCGCCAACGUCUCCAAGCUACAGCCCUACAAGCCCUAGUUACUCUCCUACCAGUCCAACGUAUUCGCCAACAUCGCCGCAAUACAGUCCAACGAGCCCGACGUAUUCCCCAACGUCGCCCAAUUACAGUCCCACUUCACCUCAGUACUCGCCAACGUCUCCCAUGUACUCACCUACGAGUCCGAGCUACAGCCCCACAUCACCGCAAUACUCGCCCACUUCACCGCAGUAUUCGCCAACCUCGCCUCAAUACUCUCCGACAUCACCUCAAUAUAGCCCGACGUCGCCGCAAUACUCGCCGACGUCUCCACAAUAUUCCCCCACAUCCCCAACAUUCAGCCCAACCUCUCCAGGACCGGUCGCUGGCGGGGGGUAUGCUCCAGCUGGUGCAAACCCUUCAACGGGCACUGGUAGCAGUACAUCCAAGCCAAAUGGCGCUGCGUACAGCCCCAGUGGCUCGUCAUAGACUUCAAUUGGAAAGGUGUGAGGUGAGGAUUCCGGGGUUCUGUAUAUAUUUGUAUCUGAUUUGCUCAAUAUGCUGUAUGAUGAACAUCUGUAGCAAAAACAUCACAUGCGGUUAU
Spizellomyces punctatus DAOM BR117 is the source of this 5515-nucleotide messenger RNA. RefSeq names its product DNA-directed RNA polymerase II subunit RPB1. Gene Ontology annotation, molecular function: DNA binding. Gene Ontology annotation, cellular component: RNA polymerase II, core complex. Lineage: Eukaryota; Fungi; Chytridiomycota; Chytridiomycetes; Spizellomycetales; Spizellomycetaceae. The transcript is spliced from 7 exons. Gene Ontology annotation, biological process: transcription by RNA polymerase II. The record is from RefSeq and is a predicted model, not a curated record. The coding region runs from base 1 to 5400 and encodes 1799 amino acids.